This is a messenger RNA of Cryptomeria japonica (Japanese cedar), 2325 nucleotides long. Its product is annotated as subtilisin-like protease SBT4.14. Gene Ontology annotation, molecular function: serine-type endopeptidase activity. The transcript is spliced from 11 exons. Gene Ontology annotation, biological process: proteolysis. NCBI's taxonomy places the organism in Eukaryota, Viridiplantae, Streptophyta, Pinopsida, Cupressales, Cupressaceae. The record is from RefSeq and is a predicted model, not a curated record. Bases 1 to 2325 code for a protein of 774 amino acids.
AUGGCAGGCACGGCCAUAACCCAUCUUCUGUUUCCCUUCAUUUUUAUUCUUAUCCUUCUCUCCACAGCUGCUUCUCGACACUUGAAUGAAAAGCUUUACGUAGUCUAUAUGGGUGAUAUUACGUCCCCAGAUAUACAAGAUUAUUCCCAAACAGCAGCAACUGAGUCCCACCUUUCAUUGCUUCACUCUCUACUUGAAAGCCACGAGGCAGCAGAGCAAUCUUUGGUUCAUAGUUAUUGGAAGAGCUUUAAUGGAUUCGCAGCUUGGCUUUCUUCAUCUCAUGUCGAACACCUCUCAAACACAGAUGGUGUUGUCUCUGUGUUUGAAAGCAAAAAUGCUCAACUCUUGACAAGUAGAUCAUGGGAUUUUGUGGGACUCCCUCUGUCUCAGCAAACCAAUGAUUUGGAGUAUCAAAGUGACGGGUAUGGCCAGAAUCAGAAAGUUUCAAUGACGCUGGAUUGGGUCCCAUUCCCUCAAAAUGGAGGGGAGCGUGCCAAACAACAUCCGACUUCAAAGCCUGCAAUAAGUACUACAGCAUUCAUUCGUUCUACUCUCCAAACUAAAUCCUCUUUCUGUUCAGAAAUACUGAAAAUAAUAGGUGCAAAGUUUUAUUAUAAAGGCUUGGGAUCCCAACCAGCUGCUGGUGAGUUCACAUCUCCAAGAGAUUCAAAUGGCCAUGGAACACACACCUCCUCCACAGCUGCUGGAAGCAUUGUCAGAAAUGGCAGCCUCUUUGGACUAGCCCAAGGAGACGUACGUGGAGGAGUACCUGGUGCAAGGGUUGCUAUAUACAAGGUUUGUUGGUUAGAUUCUUGCAGCGAUGUAGAUAUCCUUGCUGCAUUUGAUGAUGCAAUCCAUGAUGGUGUGGAUGUCAUUUCUGUUUCAAUUGGACACAGUGGGUCCUUAUUUUUCCCACUGGAGUACUUUAAAGAUAGCAUUGCAAUAGGAGCAUUCCAUUCAAUGAAGAGAGGAAUCUUAACAUCAAAUGCUGCUUGUAACGAUGGCUUUGAGGGAUCUGUUUGCAACUAUUCCCCCUGGUCUCUGACAGUGGCUGCAAACACCAUUGAUCGCCAAUUCAAAGCACAACUUACUUUGGGAAAUCAAACGUCCUUCGAGGGGCGUGUUAUAAACACAUUCACAAUGGAGCAGCCUUGGUACCCUUUAGUAUAUGGAGGAGACGCUGCUAAUAUUUCUGGCGGAUUUUCUUCUGAGGACUCCAGUGGAUGCGGGUUAUAUUCCCUGGAUCGCAGCAAAGUCGAAGGAAAAAUAGUACUUUGCUACUUAGCAAACCCAACCGAUCUGCCAGAUGGAGGAGUGUAUGUAUCUGGAGGGGCAGGUGCCAUAAUAAUGUACGAUCCAAUGAAUGAUACAGCUUUCUCGUUCAUGGUCCCUGCCACAGUUAUUUCAUCCGAACAGGGAGAGAUUGUAAGAUCUUACAUCAAUUCUACAAGGUCUCCUAUUGCAAAUAUAGCAAAAAGUGUGGCUGGGAAUGAUUUACCUGCACCUAUAAUAGCUUCAUUCUCAUCUAAAGGUCCCAGCGGAAUCACACCAGAUCUUCUAAAGCCUGACAUCACUGCACCAGGCGUAGAUAUUCUGGCUGCUUGGUCAAAAGUUGCACCAAUGAGCCAGGAUCCUUUGGACAAAAGAGCAGUAGAUUUUAACAUAGUCUCUGGAACAUCUAUGGCCUGCCCGCAUGCCACAGGAGCAGCUGCUUAUGUCAAGUCAUUUCAUCCUGAUUGGUCCCCUGCUGCUAUCAAAUCCGCUCUCAUGACCACAGCAUCAACAUUGGAUGCAACUUUAGACGGCAAUGGCGCUGCAGAAUUAGGAUAUGGUGCGGGACAGAUUAAUCCCCUCAAGGCCACCAAUCCAGGGCUUGUCUAUGACGCCGAUGCAAAUUCUUAUAUCAACAUGCUAUGUAGCCAAGGAUACAAUGAAACAUCUUUACGUUUGCUGACAGGAGAAUUUAUCAGUUGUCCUUCAAAUUUAUCUAAAAAUGGAGUAUGGGAACUUAACUAUCCUUCCAUAAUGGUUAUUAGCAAUGCAAGCGAGCCCUUUCUUGCUCAAUUUCCAAGAACAGUUACAAAUGUAGGACCUGCAAAAUCUACUUACGAAGCCAAAAUAGAGGCACCCUUCGGAAUGAACGUGACAGUUGAACCAGAUACACUCACUUUCACGUCCUCCAACCAGAAGAUGUCAUACAAUGUGAAAAUUGAAAGUCGAAUUGUACCAGAUGAUUACGCUUUACUAUCAGGUGCAUUGACUUGGAGCUAUGACAAUUACAGUGUGCGCAGCCCCAUUCUUGUAUAUUAUAAUGUCAAACAGUAA